AUGGUAAGGGUUCAGCCCAUCCUUGCGCGACCCUGGGUGCAUAUUCGGAAUGCGACGGAUUUGUCGCACCGGCCAUCCUGGCUUGGGCACGACCACUUGCAGUUUACCGAGCGGCUAUUCAGCAAGGGGAUUCAGUCGCACCCCAUCCUGGUGGCACAGACGCUGCACAAGCUGAAAGGGGAUGUGCCUCAUGUGGCCUUUGCUGGGCGGUCCAAUGUGGGCAAGUCCACACUCCUGAAUAUGCUACUUCAUGGCAGGCCCAACCCUGUGCCACAGCACAUGGCUGAGCGCAAGAAGCUGUUUGACGCUAAAGCAGCACCGGUUUCAGCAACGCCGGGGAGGACGCGGCACCUUUUUCGCUUCGAGUUGGGCGGAGCUAUGAUUCUAGCUGACCUUCCUGGGUAUGGCUACGCCCGCGCUUCUAAGGAGGUGCAGGAAGGCUGGAGAGAACUGGUGGAUGGCUAUUUGACCAACGCAGACCGUCUCGAACGUGUGGUCUCCCUGGUGGACGCCAGGGUUGGCGUGAAAUCCUCCGACGAGGAGCUUUGGGAACUGUUGCAGGAGAGGGAGAGGCAGCUGAUGGUCGUUUUGACCAAGGCUGACCAAUGCACGCCGGAGAUGCUCAACCGAUCCAUGGCACAUGUUGUGUCAUUGUUGGAGAUGAUGCAAUCAAGCUAUGUGUGGCCCUACGUGCAUGCCGUGAGCGGCUUGCACGGCCAUGGAGUCAAAGAGCUCCGAGCUUCCAUUAGCAUGAUAGCAUCUGACUUUGUCACGCGGCAAAAGCGCGAGGGAACACUCCAACAGGCCUUGACCGCAGAGCUGCUGCCGCUCUUGAAGAAGGCACCAUCGGCGCGAGUGGUGGCGGUGUCCAGCACAGCGCACCUCGGUGCCAACAAGGAAUUGAUGCAAGGAGAUUUGAUGGCCCCGGAUCGCUACACGCAAUGGGGUGCCUAUUGCCAGUCCAAGUUGGCCAAUGUCUUGUUCGCGAAAGAGCUGAACCGGAGAUUUCAGGAGGCUGGCUGGAAAGCUACGGCAGUUUCUUGCCACCCUGGCGGUGUGGACACUGACCUCGCCAGAUGGACCAUCACCCCCGAUGGAGACCCUCAGAAGGCUACACAGCUCCGUAAGGACACGCCUUUGGUGGACACGGUGGCCACCUUCCUGACUCGCUCGGUGAAGUUGGGCGCCAACACCCAGGUCUUUCUGGCUGCAGGUAAGGAUGGCGACUACACUGCCUCCGGGGGCGAGUACUUUGACAACAUGGCUCCAGGCUUGACGAAUCCAGUUGCCAAUGACGAAGCCUUGGGGAAGGUUCUCCCGGUGGUCAUCCCCAGCGCUUGGCAGUUGGUCCAGACCUUGCCGCGUCGCAAAACUGCCCCCUGGUGGGCCUUGCUGCUGUCCGGCCUUGGCUUCGGGGUCAUCUUCGCCCUUCUGCUGCGGCUGUGGUCAUGGCGCCGUCAAGCGCAGAAGGGGCUCCCAGCCCCUGCAGUGAAGCGCGACGGGCGGUUGAAGGAGUUGCUGGCGACGGUGCGGUGCCACACCAAGGAGACGCGAGAAGCGACUGCCUCGCUUCGACAGAGCGCAGAGCAGCAAGAAAGGCUCUAUCAGAUGUCAGCUUUAGACUUCCAGCGGCGGAUGGAUGACGCCACGCGGCGCCGCCCCAAGCGAAUGGAGGUGGCCCCUGAGUCCCUGCAGCUCUUGCGCACGCUGGUGGCAGGGGACGAGGGGUACCCGCAGUGGUUCCAGCGGGCGAGCGCGGCUGUGCAGCGCUUGGUCACCCAGUCCUCCAGCCUGGCAGUUGCCCGACGUUCCUUGCAGACACUCCUGCUGAUUCUUCAGAACCGCAUAGUGCACCCAUCGCUCGAGAAGUACCGGGAAGUCAAUGCUAGCAGCACGAGAUUCCGCGAAACCUUUGCGGAGGAGCGACAGGCUAUCGCUGCAGAGCUCCUAUGCCUCGCGGGCUUUGAGCAACGAGGCGAAAGCUUCAUCGCUUCGGAGGAUCUGAGUCAGGCAGAGCGCCUUCGGGAUUUGUUGCAGGAGGCGCUGCGUGAUCUGAAGGGCCGCUGGAGCCAAAGUGCACCUGCUGCGUGA
This is a messenger RNA of Effrenium voratum, 2091 nucleotides long. The record is from the annotation of a GenBank genome assembly. NCBI's taxonomy places the organism in Eukaryota, Dinophyceae, Suessiales, Symbiodiniaceae.